Molecule: messenger RNA, 1017 nt
Organism: Penicillium macrosclerotiorum
Lineage: Eukaryota; Fungi; Ascomycota; Eurotiomycetes; Eurotiales; Aspergillaceae
Product: glycerophosphodiester phosphodiesterase
Exons: 4
Coding region: 1-1017 (338 amino acids)
Biological process (GO): lipid metabolic process
Molecular function (GO): phosphoric diester hydrolase activity
Source: RefSeq, a predicted model, not a curated record
AUGGCAUCCGAUCAGACCACAAUCCAGGAGGGAAAUUCCCCAAGUAUCCCAGCACAUUUUCUCCAUACACCGGGGACGCAUGGCUCCCCGCGCCUGCCACACACCAUCGCCCAUCGAGGAUACAAGGGGAAAUUUCCAGAGAAUACAAUCUGUGCGAUUGAAGGAGCCGUCCAGGCAGGAACUCACGCGUUGGAACUCGACUUGCACCUGACUAGGGAUGGAGUUGUCGUGCUAUCGCAUGAUGCAAACUUGAAGCGAUGCUUCGGGGUCAGGAAGAAAAUCAUUGACUGUGAUUGGGACUACUUGAAAAAGCUUCGCACCUUGCAAGCUCCAUACGAGCCGAUGCCACGACUGCUAGACGUUCUCGAGUACCUACGACAGCCAGGCCGUGAGCACAUUUGGGUGCUACUCGAUAUAAAACUUGACAAUGACCCAGCGACCAUCAUGCAAAAGAUCGCCGAAGUUGUCGAAUCAGUUCCUAUUCCUGCCAUCGGCCCCGACUGGCAUCGUCGUAUCGUGCUUGGCUGCUGGUCAGCUCGAUACUUACCCCAACGUGCCCGGUUUUUGCCGCGGUAUGCAAUGACUUUGAUCUGCGUGGACUUAAGUUAUGCGCGGCAGUUCCUCCAGGUCCCUCGGAUCUCGUUCAAUAUCAACCAAAAAGUCUUGAUGGGUCCGCUGGGUCGGGGGUUCCUAGAAGAGGCCAAGGCUGCGAGGCGGCCAGUCUAUUUAUGGACGGUGAAUGCGCCCAAUCUCAUGAGAUGGGGCAUACGCCAUGAUGUAGACGGGAUCAUCACUGAUGACCCAGCUCUGUUUCGCCAAGUUUGUGAGGAAUGGAAGAAAGACAAAGCGAACGGGCCAGACGCUGCACAAGACCCCGAAUUAGACCGACUCUCCCUUGGCCAACGAGCUCAAAUCUGGAUCGUUACCGCCUUUAUCCUGGUGUUUGGGUGGCUUUUAAGAUUCAAAUAUCUGCCUGCUGUCGAGCGUGUUCAAUUUGACGAGCGUAAACUUGGAUGA